UCUGUUUCACUCUGUUUCACAAUUUUAUUUUUUUCUCUCUCCUGUAAGGGUGAUAUUUUUUUUUCAAAAGGUUAAUCCUAUCUAUUCAUCGAUCAUAUUCACAUUCAUAGUUUUUCCCGUUAUUCCUAUUUCCUUUUCUUUUUUUUUUUUUUUUUAUUAUUGUUUACUUUUGUCAUUUUGACGGUGCCAUGCGUUGUUCGGAAUUAUUAAAAAAAAAAAAAAAAACAAGCGGACAAGGAAAAAUUGAGAAUGAUCGAAAAUUAUGCGUAAAAAAGUAAAGGGAAUUUUUGUAUUGUUAGUUUAACGAGUGACUAUUCACGUUCGGAUUAGUGAGGAAUUUUAAACUGUGUUUUCGAAGAAAACAAAAUUAGAAGAUCUAGCAGCGGAAGAAGAAGAAGAAGAAGAAGAAGAAGAAGGAGGAAAAGGCCAGCAAUGUAUUUUGAAUUUUUCGUUAUUGAUCCGAGAGCUGAGCGUGUUUCAUAGGACGAAGAUCGACGCCAGACGAUCUAUCAACGUCUUCGUGACAAGACUUUACUAAACCGUUGACCCGUGUGAAUUCGUCGAAAGUUUCGUUGCAAGAUGCAAGGGGAAAGGGAAAUGCGUGAAAUCGAGGAGAAAUGGAGUACAAUUGUAUCUCAUCGAAUUGGUGCCUCGUGAGUUACGAUCGACGCUCCCGAAUUAAUCCAUCGUCUAAGAUCAUCGUUACCAUUAUCAAAGAGGACGAUGCACGGGAGCGUUGCCGAUCAUCGAAGGUUCGGUUUUACCGGACCGUCUACUUGAAAUUGCAAACAGGGAUGAAAGGGUCAGAAGACAUUGGAGAAGGACACGUGUCUUGCGUAGAAUCAGGAAGAGAAGGUCUCACAUUAUUGGAAAGCAACCAGUCGAAAGCGUCGUGGAAAGGCGAACACCUGUCGGCGGUGGUGGUGGUGGUGGUGGUGGUGGUAGAGGAGGAGGAGGACGACGACGACGACGAAGAGGAGGAGGUGGUGGUGGUGGUGAUGGUGGGAGGAGGUUCGAGGAUGGAAAACAAACAAACGAUUCUACUGGCGCCGGCACUCAGCAACAGCAGUUGCUGGCGAGCCGGCAACUCCGAACCGAUUUGGACAGGACCAGGAUUUGGGGAAUUGUUACGUGCAGCUUUGAUCUUGGUACUCAGCCUUGGUAUACUUUUUGCUAAUCUACUCGUUAUUUGCGUCAUCAACAGCAGACGAUAUAGCAAAUACAUUCACGCACAGCCAAGAUAUCUGCUGACAAGUUUAGCGAGCAACGACCUUGCCAUCGGUCUUUUGGUGACUCCUUUUGGCUUUUUACCGGCGGUUUACGGAUGCUGGCCAUACGGUGAAGUCGUCUGUCAAAUUCAGGCACUUCUUAGAGGCGCCCUAACCCAACAAAGUGCGGUCAUACUUGUCUGCAUGGCAAUCGACCGUUACGUAUGCAUGCUGCACCCUCAUCGUUAUCACAGGCAUUCUUCUAAAAAGUAUUACAUGCGGCAGGGUUGUGUAGCAGUGAUGUCUACCACUUGGAUAGCAAGCUUGGCGAUUUUUGGUGCUUUGGUUCUCCCAAGAGGUGGCUACUACUUCAACAGCUCCGGCCUUCUUGCCUGCGAUCCUUUCUUCGCUAGAGCAUCCCUUAGAAUACUCGCAUGUUGCUGUUUCUACUUUCCAACGACAAUGGUGUUGAUGUAUUGUUACGGCUCGGCAUUUCAUGUUAAUAAACUACGUUUGAAGAGGGUGGUCUGUGUUAACACACCGGAAAUCGUUAGCGGUGGUCACAUAGAAAGGCUGGUCGCUCACGAAAGACGACUGUCGACUUCAGCUUCCCGAACAAUGGCUGCUAUGAGCUUAGGAUUCAUUGUAAUGGUUACACCUUGGACAAUUCAAGAAGUCGUCGCAGCUUGUACCGGAAGUAAACCUCCACCGUUCCUUGACUUUCUUGCUACGUGGCUUGCUCUUUCUAAUAGUUUUUGGAAUCCAUUUCUUUAUUGGUUGCUCAACAAUCACUUUCGACGAAUAUCGAGGGAAUUACUUUACACUAAGUUGCUUUGCAGACCAAAGCCAUUAGGACCGAAACAACAUUGUUGUGCAACGAGUACCGGAGGCCUCGACGUAUGCAGUAUUAGUGGAGUAGAUUUGUCGGGGUUGGAACGUUGCUCAAUGGAUCGAUGUUCCAUGGCAAGAUGUUCAUCAUCAUCUUUAGCCAACAAUCCAUCGCCACUUCCAUGGGAAACCGGCCACAUGAUCCCACGAGGGGAUAUUACGCCCACGUGAGGAAGGGAUGCCGCCACGCAAACGGACGAUCCGGGAUCACCGGACCACAUCAGUUAGUAUCGCGUGGCGGCAGAAUCGCAUCUGCUGAUCAAAAAACAAGAACGACGACGAAGAGUGUUCAAUGACUAUGUCGAUGUAGAAUUUUCUUCGUUAUGGUCAACGAAUUUUCUUGUCCCAUCAUUAAGGGGAAAUUACCAUCAUCGAGAUAGGUCUUCAUCUUCCUCUUAUCACGAAAACAAUGGGACGAUCGAAUGCUCGAAGACUUGCCAACGUUCGCAACGAGAGAGACGCGUCAAAUAUGCGAGCUUUCUCAGCUUACCCGAUCUUGUACCGGACAAAUCUGAUAAAUGAUGAUAAAAGAAGAAAAUUAAGAUUGUUUUUAAUAACGUAGAAAUGAUAAAGAGAUUUAUAUAUUUUAUUAUUUCUUUUAUUAUAUGUUUUUCAAAAGAAGAAUGUCAAAUGUAUUUGGAAAAUGAAGAAAAGAAGAAGAAGAAGAAGAAAGGAAAUAGAAAAUAUUUUUCUUUGAUCAUUUUUUUUAUUUUUUUGGUAGGACAUAUAAGUAAUACUUGAAAAGAAUGAAGAAAACUAGAAAAAUAAAACAAUUUUAACAUCAUUUAAAAAGAAUACAUUUUUUAUACUUUUAUUUUAUAUCUUUUUUUUUUUAAAGGAAUGUAAGAAGAUAAAGAGAGAACCAAUACUUCUUGUGAUAAUCGACAUUAAAAGAGAAUUAAUUUUACUUAUUUUAAUUAUAUUACAGAAGAAAAACGUAAGAGAAGAAAUUUGUUCAUAAAACAAAUUCGAUAUGAAUUGUAGUUUUUAUUUUUUACAAAUUUGUAAAGUUCCAAAUUGUAUUAUUUCUAAUAAGUAAAAAUGUAGGACAGAAUUUAUCGAAUGUUUUCAUUCGAUAAAAGUAUACCUUUUGGUUUUUUUCUUUCUUCUUUUUCUUUUACAAUAUAGAAAAAUGUGAAAGUAUAGAUUUAGUUUCUCGUACGAAUGUUCGAUAGUAUUUCUUUUUCCUAUUUGUACUUUUAAGAUGAAAAGGACGAAGGAGGAAAGAAAUUAAAAAAGGAGUUCUCGUUCUGUUCUAUUUCGUUUACUAAGCGAGUGUUCUUAGAAUAAUAUUGUGAGUUGUGGAAAAAGGGACCUUAGAUCUGUUAUUUUCUUUUACUUCAGUGAAAAGGUAGUUAAGUUUCAUAGGACGGUAACCAUUUUAAGGACAUUUUUAUUACUUUUUAUUUUCUUUUUUUUUUCAUUAUUGUGGAAAAUGGUUAGAUAGAACAACACGUGUUGGGAACAUGGUAGUAAUAUAUUUUCACUUCUUUUUUUCAUUUUUACGAAGAAAGGAAAACGUGGAGGGUCGAAAGAUUGGAACAUAAAUUUUAAAAAUUACGAAAAGCUCAAAAUAUAUUUUCAUAGGAGUAAAGAGUAUUUAUAUAUUAUUUUUAUUAUCUUUAAAAAACUGAAAGGCGUAGAAUAAAAGAGAUUUGUUGGAUAACAAAAUUAGAUAGUAAUUUAGUUUAAUUGUUAUUUUUGUAUUUUUGUUUUUACUUUUACGAGUGAAAACGUUCAAUCAAAUUUGUCCUCUUAGAACAGAUGAGAUAGAAAUAUUUAUAUUAUAUUAAAUUAAUUGAAUUUAUUUAUACUUGAAGAAGGAGAAAAAAAAGAAGAACACAGGACAAGAUCGGGUCUGCGGUGCCUGAACGGAAAACGGAGAGACCGAAAGAGACUCUCAAAUAAAAGUCUCUCUCUCUCUUACUCUCUUUAUUAAUAAUAUAAAUCUAUCCGUGAAAGGAAAUAUAAAACGCACAAUGUAUAUUUCUUGAAGGAUGUAAUAUUAACGCAAUGGAGAGAACAAUGUCGUAAUUAGUAAUACGUAAUUCAUAACUUUAUGCAAUCUCGUCGUAAGUGACACUUCGAGACCAUUUAAAAAAAAAAAAAAAAAACAGUCUUCAAGUUACUACUCAAUGUAAAUCGUUUGUGGAAAUCAUUUUUUAGUAAAUAAUAAAGAAUCCUAUGGAAGUAUUUAAUUGA
This is a messenger RNA of Polistes dominula (European paper wasp), 4298 nucleotides long. RefSeq names its product trace amine-associated receptor 9. Gene Ontology annotation, molecular function: corazonin receptor activity. Gene Ontology annotation, biological process: neuropeptide signaling pathway. NCBI's taxonomy places the organism in Eukaryota, Metazoa, Arthropoda, Insecta, Hymenoptera, Vespidae. Gene Ontology annotation, cellular component: plasma membrane. The record is from RefSeq and is a predicted model, not a curated record.